Brassica napus (rape) is the source of this 2475-nucleotide messenger RNA. RefSeq names its product extensin-2-like. The transcript has a single exon. Gene Ontology annotation, molecular function: structural constituent of cell wall. Lineage: Eukaryota; Viridiplantae; Streptophyta; Magnoliopsida; Brassicales; Brassicaceae. Gene Ontology annotation, biological process: plant-type cell wall organization. The coding region runs from base 264 to 2156 and encodes 630 amino acids. The record is from RefSeq and is a predicted model, not a curated record.
CAAUGAACCAAAUGAUGCUUCCAUGAUGUACACAAUUCUUCUUGAACUUGUCAUUAAAAAUAGAAAGUUGCGCUCGUUGACGUUCUCUGAAUAUUCCUGCACGUCUCAUCAAAUUAGAAUCGUGUAGACAUGCCUCCACGAUUUUGUUGGACGUACAGAAAAGCUUUUCUAUAUAACCCAUGACCUCAUUUCUUACAACACAAACCAAAACAAGAAAAACUAACCAACGUAGUUAGGCGUUGGUAGAGAAAAACAAAAUCGCAAUGAGAUCUUCUUCUAGGAUGGGGACUUCGGCCCAUCUCAUUUACGCUCUAGGCGUUAUCAUCAUGGCAAAUAUGGUUGCUGCGUAUGAGCCAAGUACAUAUAGCUUGCCACCACUCCCGUCAUAUUCACCAUCUCCGAAGGUAGAAUACAACACUCCUCCACUACCAAAUGUUUACAAUUCUCCAUCACCGCCACCAACAUACUAUUCCCCAUCACCAAAAGUCGACUACAAAUCUCCUCCACCACCGUAUGUAUACACUUCUCCUCCACCACCACCAUAUUACUCACCGUCACCAAAGGUUGAGUACAAGUCUCCUCCUCCACCAUAUGUAUACAAUUCUCCACCACCACCAUAUUAUUCACCAUCUCCUAAGGUAGAAUACAAGUCUCCACCACCACCGUAUGUUUACAGUUCUCCACCACCACCUCCUUACUACUCUCCAUCACCAAAGGUAGACUAUAAGUCUCCUCCACCACCAUAUGUUUACAGUUCCCCACCACCACCACCAUACUACUCACCAUCUCCGAAAGUCGAGUACAAGUCUCCUCCACCACCGUAUGUCUACAGUUCCCCGCCGCCACCACCAUACUACUCACCAUCUCCUAAAGUUGAGUACAAGUCUCCUCCACCACCGUAUGUCUACAGUUCCCCACCACCUCCACCAUACUACUCACCAUCUCCUAAAGUUGAGUACAAGUCUCCUCCACCACCUCCAUACUACUCACCAUCUCCUAAGGUUGAAUACAAGUCUCCUCCUCCACCAUAUGUCUACAGUUCCCCACCACCACCGCCAUACUACCCUCCAUCUCCUAAGGUAGACUAUAAGUCUCCUCCACCACCAUAUGUUUAUAGUUCCCCACCACCACCACCAUACUACUCUCCAUCCCCGAAAGUUGAGUACAAGUCUCCUCCCCCACCGUAUGUCUACAACUCCCUACCACCACCACCAUACUACUCACCAUCUCCAAAGGUUGAGUACAAGUCUCCGCCACCACCAUAUGUUUACAGUUCCCCACCACCACCACCAUAUUACUCACCAUCCCCAAAAGUUGAGUACAAGUCUCCUCCACCACCAUAUGUCUACAGUUCCCCACCACCACCCCCGUACUACUCACUAUCCCCUAUAGUUGAUUACAAGUCUCCACCACCAUACGUUUACAGUUCUCCACCACCACCAUAUUACUCACCAUCUCCUAAGGUUGAAUACAAGUCUCCUCCUCCACCAUAUGUCUACAGUUCCCCACCACCACCGCCAUACUACUCUCCAUCUCCUAAGGUAGAGUACAAGUCUCCUCCACCACCAUAUGUAUACAGUUCUCCACCACCACCAUAUUACUCACCAUCUCCCAAAGUCGUAUACAAAUCUCCUCCACCGCCAUAUGUAUAUAGUUCUCCUCCACCACCAUACUAUUCACCUUCACCUAAAGUACACUACAAAUCUCCUCCACCACCAUAUGUUUACAGUUCUCCACCACCACCAUACUACUCACCUUCCCCUAAAGUAUACUACAAAUCUCCACCCCCACCAUAUGUUUAUAGCUCUCCACCACCACCAUACUACACACCAUCCCCUAAAGUUCACUACAAGUCGCCACCGCACCCACAUGUAUGUGUUUGUCCACCACCUCCUCCAUGCUAUGCUCCUUCACCAAAAAUAGUAUAUGAAUCUCCUCCACCACCAUAUGUCUACAAUUCUCCACCACCACCAUACUACUCUCCAUCUCCUAAAGUAUACUACAAAUCUCCUCCACCACCAUACUACUCACCUUCCCCAAAGGUAUAUUACAAGUCUUCUCCACCACCAUAUGUCUACAAUUCUCCACCACCACCAUAUUACUCACCAUCCCCUAAGGUACACUACAAGUCUCCACCACCACCUUCAUAUUACUGAAAAGCAGUAAAUGCGAGUUUUAAAUAAGCUACGACUACGAGUUUUAUUUGAUUUCAUAUUUUUUCUUAAUAUAACAUGUAUGCAACUUGUUUCAGUUUCUUUGGAAUGUUGAUUAAUAAUUUGGGUUUAUACCUUCUUCAUAUGUUGUGUUUUCUUUAAUUUAAUUUAAUUUGUGCAAAGAGUGUUUGUGUGGUUUGUUUGUAGUCCUUUGCACAUGGCGAAUAUGUAUUUCUAUUUUGAAUAUGUAUUUCCAUUUGAUUUCAUCUGAAAAUAUAAUAUUUUAAAUUCAUAUGACUAAUAUCAUAUGUUUUUGUCAUAA